Messenger RNA from Eublepharis macularius, 3379 nucleotides. RefSeq names its product cortactin (gene CTTN). Lineage: Eukaryota; Metazoa; Chordata; Lepidosauria; Squamata; Eublepharidae. Gene Ontology annotation, molecular function: actin filament binding. The record is from RefSeq and is a predicted model, not a curated record. Gene Ontology annotation, cellular component: actin filament; site of polarized growth; cortical actin cytoskeleton. The transcript has 17 exons. Gene Ontology annotation, biological process: regulation of actin filament polymerization. The coding region runs from base 82 to 1734 and encodes 550 amino acids.
AUUGCAGCAGAAGCAGGCGCUGCGUCGCGAAGGGAAGGGGAGCCGCCUGGGCAGCCGGGAAGAGGGCUGGGAGGGAGCAAAAUGUGGAAAGCAACUGCAGGCCACACCAUCUCUGUCAACCAGGAUGAUGGUGCUGAUGACUGGGAGACAGAUCCUGAUUUUGUGAAUGAUGUGAGUGAAAAAGAACAACGUUGGGGUGCUAAAACUGUGCAAGGAUCUGGUCAUCAGGAACACAUCAACAUUCAUCAGUUGAGAGAGAAUGUAUUCCAAGAGCAUCAGUCCCUCAAGGAAAAGGAACUUCAAACAGGACCAAAAGCAUCUCAUGGCUAUGGUGGGAAGUUUGGUGUGGAACAAGACCGAAUGGACAAGUCAGCUGUCGGUCAUGAAUAUCAAUCUAAGCUUUCUAAGCACUGUUCCCAAGUGGACUCAGUUAAAGGUUUUGGCGGGAAGUUUGGUGUGCAGGUUGAUAGGGUUGACCAGUCUGCUGUGGGAUUUGAAUACCAGGGGAAAACAGAGAAACAUGCUUCUCAGAAAGACUACACAAGUGGAUUUGGUGGUAAAUAUGGAGUACAGGCCGACAGGGUAGACAAGAGUGCAGUGGGAUUUGAUUACCAAGGGAAAACUGAGAAGCAUGAAUCGCAGAAAGAUUAUUCCAAAGGUUUUGGUGGUAAAUAUGGUGUUGACAAGGACAAAGUGGACAAAAGUGCUGUUGGCUUUGAGUACCAAGGCAAAACUGAAAAACAUGAAUCGCAGAAAGAUUACACAAGAGGUUUUGGUGGAAAGUUUGGGGUACAGACGGACAGACAGGACAAGUGUGCACUCGGUUGGGAUCAUCAGGAGAAAGUACAGCUUCAUGACUCUCAGAAAGACUAUAAGAGUGGUUUCGGAGGGAAAUUCGGUGUUCAAACAGAGAGGCAGGACCCAUCUGCUGUGGGGUUUGACUACAAGGAGAAACUAGCGAAGCACGAGUCGCAACAAGACUACUCUAAAGGAUUUGGCGGAAAAUAUGGUGUGCAGAAAGAUCGAAUGGAUAAGAAUGCAUCAACUUUUGAAGAUAUUGAGAAACUCUCAUCAACUUAUCAGAAGACCAAGCCAGUAGAAGCUGUGAAUUCUAAAACAAGCAACAUCAGAGCUAACUUUGAAAAUAUUGCUAAAGAAAAGGAACAGGAAGAUAGAAAGAAGGCAGAAGCUGAAAGAGCUCAGAGAAUGGCCCAAGAGAAACAAGAACAAGAAGAAGCUAAGAAGAAACUAGAAGAGCAAGCCAAAGCCAAGAAACAAACUCCUCCUCCAUCUCCCACCCCACAGCCAGUGGAAGAGAAACUGCCUUCAAGUCCAGUCUAUGAGGAUGCUGUUUCCUUCGAAUCCAGCUACAAGAACUCAGAUACAAAUUAUUCUGCAGUACAUGAGUCAGAAAGCAAUGGCAAAGCUGAAGAGUCUGACUACCAAGAAGCAAUCUGUCAGCAGGAGCCAGAGUAUGAAUCUGAGACUGUUUAUGAAGUGACUGGGGCACAAAGCCAGUAUCCCGCAGAUGAAAAUACAUAUGAGUAUGAAAAUGACCUUGGAAUCACAGCUAUAGCCCUGUAUGAUUAUCAAGCUGCUGGUGAUGAUGAGAUUUCCUUUGAUCCUGAUGACAUUAUCACAAACAUUGAAAUGAUCGAUGAUGGCUGGUGGAGAGGAGUAUGCAAAGGCAGAUACGGGCUCUUCCCAGCAAAUUACGUUGAGCUGAGGCAAUAGGAAACCAUGUCUACCAUUUAUGCCUUAAUGCUGUGAUCAUUCAUCUGAUUUUUACACUACAAAUCAUGUGACAUUGUGGGGAAGAGAAAAAAAGGAGGUGUCUAUACAUUUUCCUUUUUAUAUUUAAAUACUUUGCUGAUGCUUUUACCAAUGUUUACGGCUCAGAAAUUGCUAAUAUAUUGUAACUCUUAUGUUCCCCACCACAGUAUGUUCUCAUAAUUUUUUAACGUGUUCUGAAAUGGGGCUUUUCCUUCUUCUUUGCCAAAUCAGUGAUGGUCAUAAAUUUUUUCCAGGAAUUUUAGCUCUUUCUGACAAUAAUGCAUGUUUCAUUUGUAUCUGUCCAUGUACUGGAUUACGAAGUCAUUAUGUCCAGCUAUUCAUGUACUGAACUCUGUUAGCUUUCCAGACCUUGGCUGUGCAAGAUAUAACAUUUCCAUAUAAGGAACACCACUGGUAUAAAAAGAUAGGAAAAGGACCUGAGACUUGCAACUGUGGCAGUGAUUCAAUAGGAAAACUUUUUUUAUAACAUUGCAAGUAGGAAGGGUCCAGUGUAGAGAGUUUUAGUUUCUUGAGAACCAAGUGCAAAGUCCAGUAAAAAGCUUUCUUUUACAGUUCACCCUUCACUUCAGUGGUGCUUGUGCAAGAGAACUUCUUGAAGGUUAUGGUAUAAGUCUUUCCCUCUACAGGAGACUUCUAGCAUCUUAACAUAGCUUCCAGUUUGUUUUAUGCUUUCUCUGUUGGGCCCAAAGCAGCAUUUAAGCCCUUCACAUCAACUUUUAAGUAAGUCUCUUCUUUGGGUGAUGCCUGGGAAGAUAUCUGUGUGUUUUCAAGAGCCUUCUGCUUGCAUUUGUAUGCAAGCUUCCAGAUAAUUGCUUCCAGAUAAUUGCCUUACAGAUAAUGUGUGUAGAGACUUCGUUGCAGACUCAGAUACUCAUUUGUAUGACUUAGCGGGGGCGAUAAGGCCUGCCUGGCACUCAGUCUGUUUUGCAACCGCAUGUCACUCAAGGAAUGACAGUACAAAUAGUUGGAAACCUUGGAGGUAAUCUGUAUUUCUAAGCUAUGUAUGGAAAGCUACCAUGUUUUGUAUGUUCAGCUGAAACUGCCAAUAACUAACUAAAUAGUAAAGGUGUGUCUGCCUUUUGCCAAAUACUAAGCUGAAAUUCUUUCCACUAUUUCGAUGGAAUAAUGAGUUAAAAUUUGGUGAAUUUACCACUCUUAACUAUAUAAGUAUCCCUACCAAAGAGGAUACAUACAUAUGCUCAGUGUGCGUCCUGGCUUUUUUUUUUUAAUUUGAAAUGAGAAAUUCAGGGAGGAACUGACCAAGCAAAAACCCUCUUACAAUAAGGCCUAAUGGAAUAUAGAAAAUAUUUGUAUAAAAUGGCAGUGUACAGUGUAUCUAGAAGUAAAGCUCUUGGGAUAGGAGGGAGGGAUGAUGUGUGGGGGGAUGGGAAUUGGCAGGUUGGGACAAUCUUUAAUAUGAAUGUCACCUUUUCAUCUCCCAGAGGCUGCUUUCUGUCUCUCAUUUUCACUACAACCACUACAUUGGGUUUUAUAUGCUGUUUUAUCCAGUCUUGCAUAGGACAUCUCAUAGGAUACAUGUUUUUUUUUGUAAAUUUAAGUAUACAAAUAAACUUUUGCAACCAUU